Molecule: messenger RNA, 2562 nt
Organism: Porites evermanni
Lineage: Eukaryota; Metazoa; Cnidaria; Anthozoa; Scleractinia; Poritidae
Source: the annotation of a GenBank genome assembly
GUGAAAUGGACAGAAAGGGAUAACAAUGACGGCUUGAAGCUAGAAUGGUAUACAGCCAUCAUCAAGAACUACACCAAGGUGCUGGAUGCUAUAGAAACUGAGUAUGUCAGCGAGCCAGGAAAGGUGUACAAAGUACAUGUCAAAGAUGGUGUGGAAAAAGGAACCCUACGUCUACAUGUCACUACAUGUGAGGUGGCGGACCUUUACGACCAAGUAACUGAAAUUAGGACAUCUAUUUUGAUCAAAUGGAUGGAGGAGGAAGUUAAGGAGAGUGGCUUGAAGGCUGGCUGGUACGAAGCAGAAGUCCAGGCCUUUGAACCAAAUAUAGAUGAAAUAACUAUCAUUUACAAAAGAGAGCCAACAGUUGUCUGUACCAAAUGUGUCACUCACAUAAUAUCCCACGGAAAAGUGAAGAAAACAAAAUGAUCAAACUGUUGACAUAUUCUCCAGAUUGGGCGACCUUCUUAGUUGCAAAACUCUUUAGUUACAUUACAUUUGUUUUUCAGUCAGGACUUUGAAAUUCAUUUAUUCACCAUUUCAUUACCCUUUGUCUUGAGAUGAUAGUUUUUCGUCAGAUUCAUUGUAAUGUGUAUGUGCGAUUUAUACAAAUAAAGCCAAGAGCAUGGGCGUGUUAGAGGACUCUCUUUGGACAGUCACCUAUCAGUUUUUAGAGGCAGGCUUGACUUGAGAGUUCGAACCUUUUUUCCUUUGUUUCGUGGUUGCCUAACUGGCUUAACUCUGUAGUUUUGUCCAACUUUUGUAACCCCUGUCUUUUGUGUUCUGCCCAUCGGGGCUUCGUUUUUGGGUCGGUCACCCCUCCCUUUUCUGACCCUGUCCAUCAGGUUUUAACUUUGUUUGGUUGCUUGUAUUUGAUCAUUUCAAGUACCAUGGUUCGCCCUGGUUUUCGUCGCACCGUCAGAAUUGAUGUUCCACGUAUUGCAGCUGAUAAUACAUGGGUUGAAGUUUGUUUUUUGAUUGUUGAGCGUUUUGAGGGAAUGACCAUUCCUGCAAUUCAAUUUGUGGGUACUGUAGCCAAAGUGACUUCCGAUUCUGAAGCUACCAAAAGAUGGGUUCUGCAGCAUGAGUCGGUUGUAUUGAUCAGGAAGAAUUGUACUAUCCAGGGAAGUGGCCUCUGCCCUCGGAGGGUUUUGGUAUAUCAUUACCAUUUUGAGGCAGACGAUUCUGCCCUUGCAUAUGAUUUAGAUACCCUUGGCUUAGUUCAGAGUGUUCAUCACCGAAGAUUUGCUACGGUGUGUGCACAGUAACUCUGAUUCACUCUCGUCAUAUCCCUCAAAAUUUGGCUAUAGGCAAUUACGAUGAUCAAAUUGUUUAAGUAGGUCACCCCACGGAGUGGGAUCUAUGUGAAAAGGGGAUCAUAUUGCAGGGGAAACUACUGCUCUAUUUGGGGAAAAUGUCGCAAGUAUCUGAGUACAAUAAUAAUUUUGCCCAUGAUUGCCCAAAUGACUACCCUGUGUCAACCAGUGCUGUCAGUGCAUCGGAAAUAACUGACCUGCGGGCUAUUAGUUAGAUGAGUUACAAAGCCAGAGCCAGUCAGUACUGGCUGCUUUGACUGGCGGUGAAGCUAAUGCAGAGAAUUCUGGUGAGACCAGUGAUACUGCCUUCUCUGUUGAGUAUAGUGAGUGUGAGGAACCCGGUUUUAAAUACCCUGCUCUUGUGAUUGCUCAGGCUGCUCCUACUGCUGUUUGGGUUGUAAAUAGUAAACCUAAAGAAAGUAGUAAUAAGCAAAGUAAAACAAAGCAAACGAAUAUUAAAGUAAGUAAUGUAGAAGAAAGUAAUGUAGUGGAAAUUAAUCUGGAGCAAGGUAAAGUAGAUGAAAUGCAAAUAACUAAAGUAAAGCGAAGUAAUGUAGUACAAAGUAUUGUACAUUGAAGCAUAAAAUGUAAUGUGAUACAUAGAAAGUAAUGUGAGGAAGUUGCUAAGGCAGCUCCUCAUCUGUCAGUUCUCUCCCGGUAAUCUCACAUAAGAAGAUGCAUCUGUCUCUGAUAACCACUGUAAAACGGACUUUGACUCCUGCUGCUCGGGUAUCUGCUGAUAAGACUUUGCUUGGUCAUCCCCUCAAGCACAAAAUAAAUAAUCACGAGCCAUCGCGUCUCCUUUUCCUCGCUUAUUAUGGCUUUGUCCUUUGUUCCUCUCAAUGUUAAUGGUCUGUGUUAUCGUAAUAUGCUGAGUGUUGUUGUUAGGUAGUGGCAGUCCUUGCCUUUUUCUGUCAAUAUUGAGAGUGGACUGGUCAGAGCUUAUCUGGUCUCUUUUCUAGAGAUGGCAUUUAGUCAAGGAAGUGCAAUUACGUCUCUGAUAUCAACCAAUAAAAUCCAAGUAGUACCUGUUUCCUUGGAAAAGGAUGGCUUCACGCCGAAUGCGAUACUGUCAAUAUUAGGUGAAAAGGAAGUGUAUUCCUUAGAUUAUGCUAAGAACAACCCUACCCUGCCACACGAAUCCUUAAGAGAGAAAUUUGCAAUGAAAGAGCAGACAAUGGGUAUGAUGGCCCUCGACAACAAGGUCGCGAUUAUCAUUGGUAAUGAUUUCGUGGGACCGACUAGUUCU